This is a messenger RNA of Lagenorhynchus albirostris (white-beaked dolphin), 3606 nucleotides long. It is a transcript of the gene HCN4, whose product is annotated as hyperpolarization activated cyclic nucleotide gated potassium channel 4. The transcript is spliced from 8 exons. The coding region runs from base 1 to 3606 and encodes 1201 amino acids. NCBI's taxonomy places the organism in Eukaryota, Metazoa, Chordata, Mammalia, Artiodactyla, Delphinidae. Gene Ontology annotation, molecular function: voltage-gated potassium channel activity. Gene Ontology annotation, biological process: potassium ion transport; transmembrane transport. The record is from RefSeq and is a predicted model, not a curated record. Gene Ontology annotation, cellular component: membrane.
AUGGACAAGCUGCCGCCGUCCAUGCGCAAGAGACUCUACAGCCUUCCGCAGCAGGUGGGGGCCAAGGCGUGGAUCAUGGACGAAGAAGAGGACGCCGAGGAGGAGGGGGCUGGGGGCCGCCAGGACCCCAGCCGCAGGAGCAUCCGGCUGCGGCCGCUGCCUUCGCCCUCGCCCUCGGCGGCCGCGGGCGGCACGGAGCCCCGGGGUGCGGCCCUCGGGGCGGCAGACAGCGAGGGGUCGACCCGCGGCGCGGGCAAGUCUAGCACUAACGGCGACUGCAGGCGCUUCCGCGGGAGCCUGGCAUCGCUGGGCAGCCGGGGCGGCGGCGGCGCCGGAGCGGGGGGCGGCAGCAGUCACGGGCACCUGCAUGACUCCGCGGAGGAGCGGCGGCUCAUCGCCGAGGGCGACGCGUCCCCCGGUGAGGACAGGACGCCCCCGGGCCUGGCGGCCGAGACCGAGCGCUCUGGCGCCUCGGCACAGCCCGCAGCCUCGCCGCCGCCGCCCCAGCAGCCGCCGCAGCCGGUCCCCGCCUCCUGCGAGCAGCCCUCGGUGGACACCGCGAUCAAAGUGGAGGGAGGUGCGGCCGCCGGCGACCAGAUCCUCCCUGAGGCCGAGGUGCGCCUGGGCCAGGCCGGCUUCAUGCAGCGCCAGUUCGGGGCCAUGCUCCAGCCCGGGGUCAACAAAUUCUCCCUGAGGAUGUUCGGCAGCCAGAAGGCGGUGGAGCGCGAGCAGGAGAGGGUUAAGUCGGCCGGGUUUUGGAUUAUCCACCCCUACAGCGACUUCAGAUUUUACUGGGACCUGACCAUGUUGCUGCUGAUGGUAGGAAACCUGAUCAUCAUUCCUGUGGGCAUCACCUUCUUCAAGGAUGAGAACACCACACCAUGGAUUGUCUUCAACGUGGUGUCGGACACGUUCUUCCUCAUCGACUUGGUCCUCAACUUCCGCACAGGGAUUGUGGUGGAGGACAACACAGAGAUCAUCCUGGACCCGCAGCGGAUUAAGAUGAAGUACCUCAAAAGCUGGUUCGUGGUGGAUUUCAUCUCCUCCAUCCCCGUGGACUACAUCUUCCUCAUUGUGGAGACACGCAUCGAUUCGGAGGUCUACAAGACUGCCCGGGCCCUGCGCAUCGUCCGUUUCACCAAGAUCCUCAGCCUCCUGCGCCUCUUGCGUCUCUCCCGCCUCAUUCGAUAUAUUCACCAGUGGGAAGAGAUCUUCCACAUGACCUACGACCUGGCCAGCGCCGUGGUGCGCAUCGUGAACCUCAUUGGCAUGAUGCUCCUGCUCUGCCACUGGGACGGCUGCCUGCAGUUCCUGGUGCCCAUGCUGCAGGACUUCCCUGACGACUGCUGGGUGUCCAUCAACAACAUGGUGAACAACUCCUGGGGAAGGCAGUACUCCUACGCGCUCUUCAAGGCCAUGAGCCACAUGCUGUGCAUCGGGUACGGCCGGCAGGCCCCGGUGGGCAUGUCGGACGUCUGGCUCACCAUGCUCAGCAUGAUCGUGGGUGCCACCUGCUACGCCAUGUUCAUCGGCCACGCCACCGCCCUCAUCCAGUCUCUGGACUCCUCCCGGCGCCAGUACCAGGAGAAGUACAAGCAGGUGGAGCAGUACAUGUCCUUCCACAAGCUCCCGCCCGACACCCGGCAGCGCAUCCAUGACUACUACGAGCACCGCUACCAGGGCAAGAUGUUCGACGAGGAGAGCAUCCUGGGCGAGCUGAGCGAGCCGCUGCGGGAGGAGAUCAUCAACUUUAACUGCCGAAAGCUGGUGGCCUCCAUGCCGCUGUUUGCCAACGCGGACCCCAACUUUGUGACCUCCAUGCUGACCAAGCUGCGCUUCGAGGUCUUCCAGCCGGGGGACUACAUCAUCCGCGAAGGCACCAUCGGCAAGAAGAUGUACUUCAUCCAGCACGGGGUGGUCAGCGUGCUCACCAAGGGCAACAAGGAGACCAAGCUGGCGGAUGGCUCCUACUUUGGAGAGAUCUGCCUGCUGACGCGGGGCCGGCGCACAGCCAGCGUGAGGGCUGACACCUACUGCCGCCUCUACUCGCUGAGCGUGGACAACUUCAACGAGGUCCUGGAGGAGUACCCCAUGAUGCGGCGGGCCUUCGAGACGGUGGCGCUGGACCGCCUGGACCGCAUCGGCAAGAAGAACUCCAUCCUCCUCCACAAAGUCCAGCACGACCUCAACUCAGGCGUCUUCAACUACCAGGAGAACGAGAUCAUCCAGCAGAUCGUGCAGCACGACCGGGAGAUGGCGCACUGCGCCCACCGCGUCCAGGCCGCCGCCUCUGCCACUCCGACCCCCACGCCCGUCAUCUGGACCCCGCUGAUCCAGGCGCCGCUGCAGGCCGCCGCCGCCACCACUUCCGUGGCCAUCGCGCUCACCCACCACCCGCGCCUGCCCGCCGCCAUCUUCCGGCCUCCCCCGGGGCCCGGGCUGGGCGGCCUCGGGGCCGGGCAGACGCCCCGGCACCUGAAGCGGCUGCAGUCCCUGAUCCCGUCGGCGCUGGGUUCCGCCUCGCCCGCCAGCAGCCCGUCGCAGGUGGAUACGCCGUCUUCCUCCUCCUUCCACAUCCAACAGCUGGCUGGAUUCUCUGCACCCGCCGGACUGAGCCCGCUCCUGCCCUCGUCCAGCUCUUCCCCGCCGCCUGGGGUGGGCAGCUCCUCCUCGGCACCCACGCCAUCCGCUGCGGCGGCCGUUGCCGCCGCCACAGCCGGGUUCGGCCACUUCCACAAGGCGCUGGGAGGCUCCCUGUCCUCCUCAGACUCUCCCCUGCUCACCCCGCUGCAGCCGGGCGCCCGCUCCCCACAGGCCAACCAGCCGGCGCCCCCGCUGCCCGGGGCCCGGGGCGGCCUGGGACUGGCGGAGCACUUCCUGCCUCCCCCAGCCUCGGCCAGGUCCCCGUCGUCCAGCCCCGGGCAGCUGGGCCAGCCUCCCGGGGAGCUGUCCCCGGGUCUGGCCGCCGGCCCACCAAGUACGCCAGAGACACCCCCGCGGCAGCCUGAGCGGCUGUCCUUUGCGGCAGGGGCCUCAGGGGGGGCCUCUCCUGUAGCCUUUACCCCCCGAGGAGGUCUCAGCCCCCCUGGCCACAGCCCAGGCCCUCCAAGAACUUUCCCAAGUGCCCCUCCCCGGGCAUCCGGCUCCCACGGUUCCUUGCUCCUGCCUCCGGCAUCCAGCCCCCCGCCACCCCAAGUCCCCCAGCGCCGGGGCACCCCGCCCCUCACCCCGGGCCGCCUCACCCAGGACCUCAAGCUCAUCUCAGCCUCUCAGCCGGCCCUACCCCAGGACGGGGCACAGACUCUCCGCAGAGCCUCCCCACACUCCUCUGGGGAGUCCGUGGCUGCCUUCCCACUCUUUCCCAGAGGCGGGGGCGGCAGCGGGGGCAGCGGGGGCCUCGGUCUCCCCGGGAGGCCCUAUGGUGCCGUCCCUGGCCAGCACGUCACUCUGCCUCGGAAGACAUCCUCAGGUUCUUUGCCACCCCCUAUUUCUUUAUUUGGGGCAAGAGCCACCUCUUCUGGGGGUCCCCCUCUGACUGCUGCUCCCCAGAGGGAACCUGGGGCCAGGUCUGAGCCAGUGCGCUCCAAACUGCCCUCCAAUCUAUGA